CGAGGCCACUUAGGAGGUUUAUUUUAUUUUAUUUUAAGAGAAGGAAGCCUAAGUUUUAAAGAGGAACGGCUCUUCUACGUUCGUUCCCUUUCGGGCCUUCAACACGUGACUCCGGAAGCACUCCUAGCUCUAAGACCGUGAAGGGCGCGCGCACGCGCAGUGUGUGACCCUUUCCUCCACAUGUGAGUUCUGUCGGGCGCUCGCGGGGAGACGCGAGUGCGCGUGCGCGGCAGAGACAGCCCCUCUGUAGCAGGCGCCAUGGCAGGACAGGCAUUCAGGAAAUUCCUUCCCCUCUUCGACCGGGUCCUCGUUGAAAGAUGCGCAGCUGAGACAGUCACCAAGGGAGGCAUCAUGCUGCCGGAGAAGUCGCAAGGGAAAGUGCUGCAGGCCACUGUGGUGGCAGUGGGGUCAGGCUCUAAAGGAAAGGAUUUUUAUAAUUGGCCUGAUGAAUCUUUUGAAGAAAUGGAUAGCACCCUGGCCGUACAGCAGUACAUCCAGCAAAACAUAAGGGCAGACUGUUCGAACAUUGACAAGAUUCUUGAGCCUCCAGAGGGACAAGAUGAAGGUGUAUGGAAGUAUGAACACUUAAGGCAGUUCUGUCUUGAACUUAAUGGCCUUGCAGUUAAACUUCAGACUGAAUGCCAUCCAGAUACCUGUACGCAGAUGACAGCAACCGAACAGUGGAUUUUUCUUUGCGCAGCACAUAAAACUCCCAAAGAGUGUCCUGCCAUAGACUAUACCAGGCAUACGCUGGACGGAGCUGCGUGUCUGCUGAAUAGCAAUAAAUAUUUUCCCAGCAGAGUUAGCAUAAAGGAAUCCUCUGUAGCCAAACUAGGAUCAGUUUGCCGUAGGAUUUACAGAAUAUUUUCGCAUGCAUACUUUCAUCAUCGUCAAAUAUUCGACGAAUAUGAAAAUGAAACUUUCUUGUGUCAUCGGUUUACCAAAUUUGUGAUGAAAUACAACUUGAUGUCCAAGGAUAACCUGAUUGUCCCAAUUUUAGAAGAGGAGGUGCAGAAUUCGGUUUCUGGUGAAAGUGAGGCAUGAUGGGUAUCGUGGACUGUAACAAACACAUAAUUAACACAAUGUACUGUAUAUAUCAUUUAAGAGACUGCAAUCAUGUAUCCUUAGAGCUCUGGUUAGUAAACGUUUUGUAUGCUGUGUGCGUUUCCUCUUAAUAUGGGAUAUGGUUUAAGUUAUUCAUGAACUGUAUAUUCUUCAGUGUGGCGCUCAUGGUUUUUAAAGAAGAUUAGAAUUAUCUGUUUAUACUGCCUGAUAAUAAAAAGAAUUUACAGUUCUGAAAAAUUGCUGCUAAACAAUCAUUGGAUCACAAUCUUCAAAUCUUGUCCAGUUUAAAUCUAAUAAGUUGAUACUUUUUGAAUUAAUGAAGUUUGGCCUUUUUAACCUUUUUAAUAUUUGGUUUGGCAUUUUAAAUACCUAAAACUGCAAGUCCAUUGAAGUCCAGUUCUAUAAUUGAUAGAGAUUCCCUUGAUCUUAGUUCCAAGAUUUUUGGUUUGGGGUGUGCACAUUUGUAGUGCUAAACUAUUGUAGCAUGUGUGUAUCCAAAUAUCCAUUAUUACAGUAUUAAUACCAAAAGGAUAAUUUUUUAAAUUAUGUUGCCAAAAGUGUAUUAUGAUAUAUUUGUUUCUUUCUGGACUUGCCUUUUUGUAUCGUUGGAGGCUUGUGCGUCUCACAGAAGCGCACUUGUUCAGUCUUCUAAAGGGAAAGAUUUUCUUCUGUUUCUCUACUUGCCCCUCUCCCCUGGUGGAUAAAACCAAUGUUUGCCUACAGUGAAGUACUCUGUGGCGUACGCCUUUGCAUAUGUAGAGUAAUGGCUUACAGACUAUACAAUGCAUUAAAUGUUCAUGUGACACUACAGCAGUGUGCGCUCAAAUAACCUUACUCGUUUGUAGCGAAAGAGUUCUAUAUUCUUAGAAGCUUGAAUUUUACCCAUCACAAUGCGUGCAACUGGAAUCAGUCUGUCUUUAUCCAUCCCUUAAAAUAACACUUGCUUUAUGUUCCAGUAACAGGUUUUUGGAUUUGCAUUAUUGCUGAGGUUUCAGGAGCGCUGACUAAUGAAGUUUGAACUAUCCCAGAUGCUGCAGAACUAUUUUUUAGAAAUGACGUAGUAUGCUUUGUUACAUUCGGUAUACAUGAAUGCAGAAAUCUGAAAGCACUACCAUUGUUUGUAUGUUUAAAUGGGACUUGGAGCAACGUCUUAACUCUGAAGUUGGUGUAUGGGUCUUUCCCAUUAAAAGGCAUCAACCAGUGCCCCCUUUCUCUCUCUCAAAAGUAGAUGCAGUUUGGCCGUAACGUGGCCAAAGCUGACUUUAUCCAGUUUGUUUCCUUUUGAGGGUUACUCAUGAGGUGGGAAUAUAAAGAUAUGUAAUUUAUUCAUCAUAGUCAUAAUUCUGUUUCAGAAUACAUACUGGACAUGCCUUAAUUGCAUAUAAGGGAUUACAAACUGGGCACACCUUUAGCAGGUCUGCUACCUUGACAUAAAGGGAAUUGGAAAAAUGAGGAACUGGGGAGAGACUUGGGUCUUCACGGGUUGUGGCGCAAGCCUCCUCACUUGGGCUGGUGGCAUGGUUUGGAGGACUGGGCCAGAAGUUCUUCAGAGUCUUUAACCCGUUCUGCUGUCUUGGCAGCUCUUUAUUUUCUAUUUUGAAAUGGUCCACAGGGUCAUCACAUUGGAUGUGUUCUUAGCAACAGCAGGUUGCCGUUGCGCCUGUGCGCAGCGGAGGCUUACCUUGGACGAUCCAGCUUUGGUUAGUGUGAAAAGCAUGAAGAACCGGAUUUCAGAGGCAGCAGGAUACCUGGGGUGUUAUCACAAUUGGCUGUCCCAGUUCCGUCUGAACACAACGAUCAGGGGAAAAGACGGUUCCCUGAAUCACUUGCAUGUCGUGCUUGAGGUGGCAGUAAAAUUGUGAACCAUCUCUCUUUCCCUGCUAAAUGCCUCUAAAGUGGUUGGCCUUGUUUUUAGCGAAUAAUUCUGGUUCUGCCGCACUGUAAACUUGACUCCAUGUAAUCCAAGUUAAGCGAAUGGCCUAAAUGGGACGCUGCUUGUAAAGCUUUCCUUAACGCUGUUGACUCGAGUACCUCUGAUAAUGUGUGCGCGCAUGUGCCUGCCUGAUGCUCUAGAAUUUCAGUAAAGCUUAAGUGAACAAUUGACUUUGUAUGGUAAAUAUUUUGAGGGUUUAACUUACACCUUACAUUGUAGAGAAACUGAGCUAUGUUUGUCUUUUGAAUUACACUGUACAAAGUAGAGGUUCCAAUUAAAUUUUUUUCCUUUUUCCAUA
Molecule: messenger RNA, 3296 nt
Organism: Eublepharis macularius
Lineage: Eukaryota; Metazoa; Chordata; Lepidosauria; Squamata; Eublepharidae
Product: MOB-like protein phocein
Exons: 9
Coding region: 259-1044 (261 amino acids)
Biological process (GO): protein folding
Cellular component (GO): cytoplasm
Molecular function (GO): ATP binding; protein folding chaperone
Source: RefSeq, a predicted model, not a curated record